Messenger RNA from Rosa rugosa (rugosa rose), 2252 nucleotides. Its product is annotated as MACPF domain-containing protein At4g24290-like. NCBI's taxonomy places the organism in Eukaryota, Viridiplantae, Streptophyta, Magnoliopsida, Rosales, Rosaceae. Bases 237 to 2033 code for a protein of 598 amino acids. Gene Ontology annotation, biological process: regulation of salicylic acid mediated signaling pathway; plant-type hypersensitive response. Gene Ontology annotation, cellular component: plasma membrane. The record is from RefSeq and is a predicted model, not a curated record. The transcript has 7 exons.
AAGAACUAGACGCCAGCACUCAAGCUUUGACUACCUCCCCAAAAACCCUUUCCUUUUACCUAAUCAAAAUGCACAGUACCAUUAUACAAAUGCCCCAAUAAAUGGAUGACAUUGACGUGAUUGACCCGUCUCCAUAGACUAGCAAGAACCCAAGACUUGUUGUUUGUUUCAGCUCCCCAAAGAAAACUGAAGAACAAGAAGAAGACACUGAGAGAUCGACAGAGAGAAAAAGAGAGAUGGGUACUCGGAAAGCUGCGGCUGAGGCGGAGGCUGCGAUAAAAUCGAUUGGGUUGGGCUACGAUCUCACCGUUGACUUGAAGCUCAAGUACUGCAAGCACCAGUCUUCCGGUGUUGACUCGCGCUUGAUCGCCGUCGACGACGAUCAAGUCCGAGAUAUCGCUAUUCCCGGCGGGAUUUGCAUACCGAAUGUCCCCAAGUCCAUCAAAUGCGAUAAGGGCGAGCGCAUGAGGUUCGGCUCCGAGGUUCUUUCAUUUCAACAGAUGUCAGAGCAGUUUAACCAGGAACUGGCUCUGUCCGGUAAAAUUCCUACCGGACAUUUCAACACUGCGUUUGAGUUUACUGGAGGAUGGCAGAAGGAUGCUGCCAACACAAAGACUCUUGCUUUCGACGGGGUUUCGAUCACCCUCUACAGCGUUGCUCUUGACAAAUCUCAGGUAGCCUUGCGUGAUGAUGUCAAACAAGCUGUUCCUUCUUCCUGGGAUCCUGCAGCAUUGGCAAGGUUUAUUGAGAAGUACGGAACUCAUGUUAUAGUUGGGGUGAAGAUGGGGGGAAAGGAUACGAUAUACGCCAAGCAGAUGCACUCUUCACCUGUCCAACCUGCUGAUGUGCAGAAAAAAUUGAAGGACAUGGCAGACAAAAUGUAUAUAGAUGGAACUGGAACUGGUCACGAAAGAGACAAGUUCGCCAAGGAGCAUGGGCAGGGUAUUAUGAACGCGAUUCCAUCCAGUUCUUACGCAUCUGUUGAGUCACAGGAUAUUAAAUUUGUGUGCAAGAGAAAGGGUGGAAGCUUACAAAAAAAUCUACGUCACAGUGAGUGGUCUCAAACAGUUCAGCUUGAACCUGAUGUGAUCUCAAUGUCAUUGGUUCCUAUCACAUCGUUACUGAGUGGAGUUCAUGGGAGUGGAUUUUUGAGCCAUGCCAUUAACCUCUAUCUUCGUUACAAACCGCCAAUUGAAGAACUACAUCAAUUUUUGGAAUUUCAGCUUCCAAGGCAAUGGGCACCGGUGUUUGGUGAGCUUGCUCUUGGUCCUCAGAAGAAGCAACAAGGUGGUGCAUCUUUACAGUUUAGCUUCAUGGGCCCUAAGCUUUACGUUAACACAAAUCCGGUUGAUGUGGGGAAGAAACCAGUGACGGGUCUCCGACUGUAUUUGGAGGGAAAAAGGAGCAAUUGCUUAGCAAUCCACCUGCAGCAUCUUUCAACGCUGCCAAAGACUUUCCAACUCCAGGAUCAUUUGCAUAUCUCUCAUCCCUCAUCUGACCGCAGAUAUUAUGAGAAGGUUCAGUGGAAGAGCUUCUCUCAUGUCUGCACAGCUCCUAUUGAGGCUAAUGAUGAUUUCUCUGUUGUCACUGGGGCUCACUUCGAAAUUGGAGAGUCGGGGAUGAAAAAAGUAUUAUUUUUACGACUUCAUUUCUCUAAAGUCAGCGGUGCAACCAAUGUUAGACAAUCUGAGUGGGACGGUUCCCCAGCCUUGACACAGAAAUCGGGUAUUAUUUCAACCAUUAUCAGCACUCGUUUCUCGUCUGCUGCCCAAAACCAGCCCCCUAAUCCUGCUGAUGUGAACAUAAAUUCGGCUUUGUAUCCUGGAGGCCCCCCGGUACCCACACAGACGCCUAAACUAAUGAGGUUUGUCGACACAACAGAAUUGACUAGAGGACCGCAGGAUUCACCUGGAUAUUGGGUUGUGUCCGGUGCAAGGCUGCUUGUUGAGAAGGCUAAAAUAUCUUUACGAGUCAAGUAUUCUCUCCUGACCAUGAUUUUACCUGACGAAGAAGAGAUGCCAGAUGGCUAUUGAAAUGCGAUGGAUAAGAAAAUAGAACAUGAGAUGAGACAUUCAUAGUAGAAAGGAGUUGCAAUGGAUUUGUGGGGCAUCCUCAGUGUUCCAUCUUCAUCACAGAUAUGACCUUCUGCUGGAAUAUUCGUUGGGUUGGUUGUAUAUAACUUUUGCAUACGCUUCUAUGUAAAUUUUUCUUUAUUUAUUGUAGAUUAUCCUUGCUGGUGCUGAUUUUUAAUA